CGUUGUCUGUCUCUGUUUCUCUCUGUCACUCUGCGCUUAAGCUCAGUCGGGCAAGAACAGAGAGUUUGAUUCUUUCUACUUGUAGAGAAUCAUUCAUGGUUUAAAUAUGCAAUUGCUCGAAUCCCAAUGAGUUGAAUAGCAAAGAGAAAAGUGAAACGGCGCGACCAUUCAAAAGAGUUAGAAUCCAAGGCGAAUUGGUUAUUUCCUCUCCCAUUAGGGCCUCCGAUCCGUUAAGAGUCUCGAGGUUAUAUGACACGCCCAACAGUGGCUCUGUGUGUGGAAAGUUAAAGAAAGAGAGGGAAGAGGAAGGAUUUUUUUUUUUUCUUGGUGGGGUUGUGACUUGUGGGUGUGUGUCUGCGAGCGAGCAUGCGAGUUGGGUUUUGGUUAUUAUAAAGGGAAGGAGCGUCAGAGAGAGAGUGUGAGACAGAGACAGACAGACAGACAAGAGGGUGUCUGUAAAAAAAAAAAAAGGGAGAAUAAGUAGCAGACGACUAUAAACAAAUAUGCAGAGGAAGGCUAAUAGCGGCGGCGAGGAUUCGAAGAAGAAGGAGAGGCAUAUCGUCACAUGGUCUCAAGAGGAAGAUGAUAUACUUAGAGAGCAGAUAAGCAUUCAUGGAACGGACAAUUGGACGAUUAUUGCAUCGAGGUUCAAGGAUAAGACGACGAGGCAGUGCAGGAGAAGAUGGUAUACAUACUUGAAUUCCGACUUCAAGAAGGGCGGAUGGUCCCCGGAGGAAGACUUGCUUUUGUGCGAGGCUCAGAGGAUAUACGGUAACAGAUGGACAGAAAUUGCAAAAGUCGUUUCAGGCAGGACCGACAAUGCUGUCAAGAAUCGUUUUACGACGCUAUGCAAGAAGAGAGCAAAGUUAGAAGCCUUAGCUAAAGAAAACAGCUCCUCUUACAUUAACCUGAACAACAAAAGGGUGAUCACACACGAUCCCCUGUACACAACUCCCACAAAUGCAAAGAGGAUCAGGAGGGCCCACAUCCUUGAUGCACCGGAAAGUUGUAAUUUCGUCGAAAGAUUGCAGGGGCAGCCAGGAACCACGAGUGAUAGGCAACUGAGGACUCCAUUUGCUGUAUUGGUUCAAAAUAUUCGCAAUAACCUCUCAAUAAGCCACCAUCAUAUCAGCCACAAGGGGGACAUAGCCGAUUCGGCAGCUUUAAGUAACAAGGGAACAUUCAUGAAGAAAGAUGAUCCUAAAGUUGCUGCUCUGAUGCAACAAGCAGAAUUGCUCAGCUCCUUAGCUGUGCAGGUUAAUUUAGAGAGCACAGACCAGAGUUUCGAAAAUGCUUGGAAGGUGCUCCAAGAUUUCUUGAACCAAAGGAAAGAGGGCAAUAUCUUGAGUAACAAAAUCCCUGAAACAGAUUUCCAGCGAGAUUUCAAAGAGCUGUUGGAGGACUUGGUAAAGAGUAGCAACGAGGGAAGUCAAGGGUCAUGGAGACAACCUGAUUUACGAGAGGAGUCACCGACCAGUUCCGAGUAUAGCACAGGAUCAACUAUUCUGGCCCAUACAGUUAAUGACAAAAACCAGCAAACUUUAUUACCUGCUGAAGAGGGUAUUCCAGAGGGUGAGGAAGGGAUCUUCUCAACUGCAAUUACAGCUCCAGGAACAGAGAGUUUCCAACCCUGUGAUGCACAAGUAGAAAGAGACGGCAUUGUUUCUGCCUCAUCUUUUACGGAGUUUGGCUCCCCUCUUCAAGUAACUCCACUCUUCAGAUCCUUGGGAGCAGGAAUUCCCAGCCCCAAGUUCUCAGAAAGUGAACGGAACUUCCUAAUGAAGACACUCGGAAUGGACUAUUCCCCCUCCCCUGCACUUAGCACCAAUCCUUCCCAUCCCCCACCUCCUUGCAAAAGAGCCCUCCUUCAGAGUCUGUGAUCCGAAACUCCUCAUCCAAUUCCAGAAAAAUGGUUUCAUACCUUGGGUGAUCUUUCCUGCAGUACUAAAAACAUACCCUAGUUCUCAGCUUCUUUGGCUUGAUCUCGGCUUCUCUUUUAUACUAUAUCACAGCCAUUCCCAGCCCAUAAUUUUUUUCUUGAGGCGGCUUAUUGAGUCUGCAUUCACUAAAUGAACUCCAAAGAUCUAGAAUGUUAUGGGGGCAUUCUAGCAUCCUCCUAACAAUGUUCGGUUGUGCUUUCAUCAGGCACUCUCAGGCUAUAGACUCAAGUGUGCUUUUUGUCAUCACAUAUUUUUCAAAUUUUGUCCUCGUGUCAUCAUGAGUUUCGAGUAAUCUUUACUAGAGUCCAGAUUUUGGUUUGAUUUAAUUCAUCAUCUGUACAGAACAUGCUACAUAAUCCGCAGCUUUCCAGAGUGUAAUUACAUAUUGGCACCUCGCCUACAGCUACAGCUACAGCUACCCACAUUCAUCAUCAAACACACCACACACAGAGAGAGAGAGAGAGAGAGUAGAGAGAUUUUAUUUAUGGGUUUGUAUAGGGUACAGUUUUUUUUUAUUUCCUCUUUUUUUUUUUUGCCCCUUUUUCCUUUGGGUUGGUUUUGUCUCUCUGUUGCCCCACAUUGCAGAUGUAAUGCAACAUUGCCCAUGAUUGAAUAGAGGAAUUGGGAUGUGAUUUUGGUGUGCA
Messenger RNA from Punica granatum (pomegranate), 2584 nucleotides. The record is from RefSeq and is a predicted model, not a curated record. Lineage: Eukaryota; Viridiplantae; Streptophyta; Magnoliopsida; Myrtales; Lythraceae.